ACCACAGCUGGCUCGUCGAAGUAAAUAGACUCAAAUUGAAAAAACAAUUUAAUUUAAUUUGGAAAAUAGUGCAAAAAUGCCCGCCCACUGCGCCGUGGUAAACUGCAGCCAUAAGUACGUGCACGCCGGCAGCAUUUCCUUUCACAGAUUUCCCUUCAAACGAAAAGAUCUUCUCCAGAAAUGGAAGGAGUUCACCCAGCGGAGCGGUCAAUGGAUGCCAUCCAAAUGGAGUGCGGUGUGCAGCCGGCACUUUGUUGACGGGGACUUCAAUUGCAGCAAUAAUAGGAAAACGCUCAAAAAGAAUGCUGUGCCCUCAGUAAGAGUUUCUGAAGAGGAUUCCGCAAAUUUCCACUUGGAACAGGUUUCCCCCAGUAGCAGGCCCAUUCACAAACAGACCCUCGCCAGUGCAGCUGAAUCGCCGGCAACCGGGGUUAAGGCCACUUGCCGCUUUUGCGGCUCCUCUGCCACCAACUGCUCUUCGUUCGAUAAGAGUUUCGAGCUCUUUGGCAUGAUCCAGAAGUGUUUUCCCACGCUCCAGAUCCUGCAGGACGACACCCUGCCCAAGGAUAUAUGCAAGGACUGCUGCCUUCAACUGGAGCGCUUUUCCCAGUUCAUCGAUGUGGUGAUGCAGGCGCAGAGUGAGCUGCAGAGGAAAUACCGCCGCCAGUUGAAGAUCAAACAGGAACCCUUUGUCCGUGUGAAACAAGAGGCUUGCGAGAGUCUGGACAACCUGUUUCCCGACGAACUGGACAUGGGUUUGGAGCAGGACGAGGGUUGCGAUCAGGAGGAAACAGAGCAGAAGUUUCAGUUCUGCGAUUUCCCCAUGCUAAACUCACAGGACAUCAUCAACAAUUGUGAUAUCAUGGAGAUUAUAAAUUUGGAUGAUGCAUUCAUCAACAUUCCGGACGAUGCGGAUGUGGGGCAGUCGGAGAGAACGCAACCUGGAAGGACGGCCAACGAAAUGCUGCAAACUGAGCUGCUGACCGAGGAGCAUAACUACGCCAAAGAGGAAUGGCAAUUGCCACCGCACCAGUACAAAACGGAGAAGGUGGAAGGGGCAGAGGCCGCUCCGGACGCUGCUCCUGUGCCUGCUAAUCCACCACCGAUUCAGGAUUUGACACCCGUUCCACCCGCUCUAGAAGCCCGUUCUUGCAAACCGAUUGUGACCAAUGUAAGCCAGAUUCCCAAUCCUUUGAUCUGCGAACUGCUGCCACCACCUGCCCCUCCAACUUCAGUCAAACCCAACAUUGUGGUGCUAAACGACAGUGUGGUGGAAUCCUCAGCGGCCUUUCGGCUGCACAACUGCACCUUGUGCACUGCUAAAUUCAUAACUAUUGAUAGCCUAAAUCAGCACUAUAAUCACAGUCACAAUAAUGCCACUCCCAUGGUCAGCGUUCCUCCAAUGAAUAUAAGUUUGCCCAGCUUAACAAUGAACCCACCGAUGAAACUGGAGGGCCACAGAGGAUUCGUGGCAGCUGAGCAAUUGGAUUACUGGCAGUCAGAGUGGCAGAAUAGCCCUGUGUCCACGCAACCACGCAAGAAGAUUGAUAUACUGGACAUGCAGAGCAGUUUCCUGCAUCACAAAGAUCUCAUUCCCACAGCAACUCAGCUAACAGCACCGGCCCCUGAUCCUCAACUGGCUGCUGUGACCGCUAACUACGCCAAAUUGGCAGUUAGAUAUCGCAAAUUGCAGAUGAAGUGCAAAGGUAUGAAAAACCAUAGGAAAAGGCGUCGGAAGAAUUAUACUUGUCGGAUGUGCAGAAAAGGAUUUUCCAGUAUUAGGAAGUUACACCACCACCGUCGUUUGAAGGAGCACUGUGUAAGGUUAAUACCUUACUUUUCCGGCCGUUGUUCUGGUUGCUUGAAAUUCUUUCGGUCGCGCUUGGGCCUUCGCCAGCACAUGCGUUACAUUUGUCAAUCGUUGUCGCUCAAAAACCACCGGCGUCUGCAGAGCUUCAAGUGCCGCCACUGCCAGGCCAUAGCCUUUGCCCACUGGCGCCUGUACCGACGUCAUGAGCUCAAUUGCCGAAUCCGAAAAUCCAAAAUGAAGGUCCAGAUUGCAACGAAUUCAAAAAAGAAAGUCACGCCCGCCCAGGUUUUCGAGUGCAAUAUUUGUAAAAAGGCGUUCGGAUCGCUUAACGGACUCCGCCAGCACAAUAUUACCCACUCGACGGAACGUCAGCACAAGUGCGGCAUCUGCGAGCGUGUUUUCAAGCGGCGCAACGGACUAUCCCAACACAUUAAGGGCUACCAUCUGCAGCUCAAGCCGCACGAGUGUCCGGUCUGUCAGCAUCGCUAUGCCCUGAAAUGUGAUAUGUUGAGGUGCAGACAUUCCCUUCGAAAGGGGCCAGCUGCCGGGGAGUGACAGGAGUCCAGGAGAAGAGUGACAAUUGGACAAGUAAUAGCAUUCCUAGCAGAAGAUUAGCUAUUUCGAUUGCUACGAAAUCAGGGUUAGAUAAUAUGUUGCAUUUUUAAUUACCUCGUAUUUAUGGAAUACAUUUCCCUUCCUUAGAUCCUAUAUUAACACGCGGACCAUUGACACCCGAAGGCGUGUAUGGCUCGGAGUUUUCGUGUCAGCACUAGGCAUAAAGUCACUGCAUGUGGUACUUAGCUGGUGGUCUCGCACCAUAGCCCGCAAGGUGAUGAAGAGGUCGCAGCACAACUGAAAUAGCUGCUUGCCAGAGGCACUGGUGAUAAACUCUUCCAUGUAUCAACACAUUGGAAUAACGCUUGACUGAUCACGAACAAGGUUUGACACCGGGACACAACAAAUGAACAAGCUUUAAAAUUCAAGACUUUGUA
This is a messenger RNA of Drosophila biarmipes, 2802 nucleotides long. RefSeq lists its product as uncharacterized. Gene Ontology annotation, biological process: regulation of DNA-templated transcription. The record is from RefSeq and is a predicted model, not a curated record. Gene Ontology annotation, cellular component: nucleus. The coding region runs from base 77 to 2365 and encodes 762 amino acids. The transcript is spliced from 2 exons. Gene Ontology annotation, molecular function: DNA-binding transcription factor activity, RNA polymerase II-specific; RNA polymerase II cis-regulatory region sequence-specific DNA binding; zinc ion binding. Lineage: Eukaryota; Metazoa; Arthropoda; Insecta; Diptera; Drosophilidae.